Molecule: messenger RNA, 963 nt
Organism: Naegleria lovaniensis
Lineage: Eukaryota; Heterolobosea; Eutetramitea; Acrasida; Naegleriidae
Exons: 2
Coding region: 1-963 (320 amino acids)
Source: RefSeq, a predicted model, not a curated record
AUGGCUAUCCGACCUCUUGAUACCAACACACUUGCCGACAUUGUUUCAACACUUGAAUCCCGUCCCAUCGUUUCUCUACGUAAGGACGUUUCCUUGAAGGAAGCCUUGUUAAUAUUAGCCAAUAAUCAUAUUUUGAGCGCACCCGUAUAUGAUCCUUCUACCAAUUCAUGUAUUGGCCUGAUUGAUGUAUUGGACUGUGCUACUUUUACAACACAGACCUACUUUGAUAAUAGCGACCAUUCCCAAUUCAAGAAUUACUUAUUACAGUUUUCUUUUGAUGUUGAACAAGUUGGAAGCGUUAUCAACAUGUCAGGCAAAAAUCCAUACAUUCCAAUGAAGACUACGGAUUCUCUCAUGCAACUUUUGAAAGAGUUUUCAAAUGGUGUUCACCGUAUUCCAAUUAUGGAUGAAAAUAACAAUGUCAUUGCAGUUUGCUCUCAAAUGACUCUUUUCCAAUAUUUAUUCAAGAAUAUUGAUUUGAAAGAUAAUGCUCAGCUAUUUACUGAUUUUAAAAAACAAACAUUGAAACAAGUUCUAGCAAACAGGACUAGUACUCAAAAAGUUAUCAAUGUCAAAGAAUCUCAAUUGGCCAUUGAUGCUAUCAAAGUCAUUAGUGAUAACGGUUUGAGUGCAGUCGGUGUGUUGAGUGAGAAGGAUGGAAAAUUAAUUGGUUGCUUAUCAGCAAGUGAUUUGCAAGGAUUCAUUGACGAAGAUUAUCACCAUUUGGCAUCUCCUGUUUUGGAAUUCCAAAGAAAAUCAAGGGAAAAGAAUGGAUCAUCGGUGUCAUCCCUUGUUUUCUGUAAGAUUGAAACUCAUACUGUUGGAGAUGUCAUUCAACGCUUGUUGCAAGAUAGAGUUCAUCGUCUUUUCGUCAUGAAUGAUGAUAUGGAAGUUAUUGCAUUGCUGUCCUUGACUGACAUUUUCAAAAUGGUCUAUGAAUAUUUGAAUGCAAAACAGAAUUAA